Hyaena hyaena (striped hyena) is the source of this 1426-nucleotide messenger RNA. It is a transcript of the gene SUN3, whose product is annotated as Sad1 and UNC84 domain containing 3. Lineage: Eukaryota; Metazoa; Chordata; Mammalia; Carnivora; Hyaenidae. Gene Ontology annotation, cellular component: meiotic nuclear membrane microtubule tethering complex; nuclear envelope. Gene Ontology annotation, molecular function: protein-membrane adaptor activity. The transcript has 10 exons. The coding region runs from base 153 to 1229 and encodes 358 amino acids. Gene Ontology annotation, biological process: nuclear envelope organization. The record is from RefSeq and is a predicted model, not a curated record.
CAGUUUCCCCCUCCAAGGAGAAAGAGCGGAGACGUAAGACAGGAAAAUGAAAGCGAAACCCUCUCCAGAGAGUCAUGCUUUCCGUAAAAUAGAAAAGAGCAAGUGAAUGCCAUCCUUCCUUCUCCCGGCUCCUUGCUACCUCGUGGGGGGAAAUGAGCGGAAGACCAAAGCUGAGAAGGGGGGCCAGGAUUUUUAGAGGUCAUUCUGAAGAAGGCAGCGGCCACGGUAGACUCAGCGGUGUGCUCCCCGAGCACAGAGACCCUGACUCCAAUGGGUUAAGCCAGUCACGGAAGAUCGUCAUAAGCACGAUGUCCGUAGUGACUCUUCUUCUUAUAGGGCUUGGGAAUCACAUGUGGCUUCAAGAAACAGAGUUUCCUCAGAGAUCCAGUCACAUUUAUGCUAUAAUGGCAGAAUACAGUUCAAGACUUUCUAAUUACCAGGCCAGACUUCAAAUGCCAAAGGAGCAACUGGAGCUUUUAAAGAAAGAAAGCCAGACUUUGGAGAAUAACUUCCAAGAAAUUCUGUUUUUAAUUGAAGAAAUAGAUGCCCUGAAGGCACUGGUUAGAGACACACGGGAUGGUCUGCACAACCACAGCGUGGACGCUGAUGGAGGCGGGGACCAGGACCCCAUGGGCACCAGCGACGAGGAAAUGUCAAACUUGGUGAAUUACAUCCUUAAAAAGUUAAGAGAAGACCAAGUCCAGAGGGCUGACUAUGCCCUCAAGUCAGCAGGGGCCUCCAUCAUUGAAGCUGGGACCUCUGAAAGUUACAAAAAUAAUAAAGCAAAACUUUACUGGCAUGGAAUCAAAUUCUUAACCUAUGAAAUGCCCCCAGACAUUAUUCUUCAGCCGGAUGUCCACCCUGGAAAGUGCUGGGCCUUCCCAGGUUCCCAGGGUCACGCCCUGAUCAAGCUUGCCAGGAAGAUCACACCCACUGCUGUUACCAUGGAGCACAUCUCCGAGAUGGUGUCUCCCUCAGGAAACAUCUCCAGUGCACCCAAGGAAUUUUCCGUCUAUGGCGUCCUGAAACACUGUGAGGGAGAAGAAAUUUUCCUAGGUCAGUUUGUGUAUAACAAGACAGGAACCACCAUUCAAACAUUCGAGCUCCAGCAUGAAGUUUCUGAAUCGUUAUUAUGUGUGAAACUUAAAAUCCUCAGCAACUGGGGUCACCCAAAGUACACGUGUUUAUAUAGAUUCAGGGUCCACGGCACCCCAGGAGAAUACCACUAGAGGAGGCCGUGCAGGUGGCUGUGACCAUGGGUCCAGAAUAUUUGACUGUUCUUAUCUGCUUAGAUUCAUCGCGCCCACAGUAAUCGAAAUGGGGAUGGGAGGGAAACCUCAAAGUGGUUCAUACCUGCCAAGAUAAUGUGAAUGAGUUUUACUGGUAAAAAAUACGAAAAUAAAUUCAAUCUUCUUGUGGUAGUUUA